Messenger RNA from Scatophagus argus, 1405 nucleotides. Its product is annotated as vacuolar protein sorting-associated protein 8 homolog. The record is from RefSeq and is a predicted model, not a curated record. Lineage: Eukaryota; Metazoa; Chordata; Actinopteri; Scatophagidae. The transcript has 3 exons. Bases 752 to 1057 code for a protein of 101 amino acids.
AACAAGUUGGUGUUUUGGUGGGAAGUAAAUCCUCAAAUUCCACUCAUAUCCACAUCCGUUUCAGGCAAAAACAGUCAGCUAACUGGUGAUUCCCUCGACAGGAACAUGCUAAAAACUUGGAUCAAAUGAAUCAAACACUACCCAACCUUCAAAAGGAAAAAAAAAUGUGGAAAAAACCCCCAGCAAGUUUGUGUAUCAGUCUGAUCACAAAUUAGUAUGUGAUUUUUACAGUAUCUGCUAUCCACAGCUUUUUUUUAUAGCGUACAAAGAACUCCUCCAUGAGUUCAUUAAAUCCCUGAAGCCACAUAAAGGCAACAAUACAGAUAUGUAAAGUCUGCAGGCUACGAUUUGAGGAGUGCUGCACAAUGCCCACACACAACUUGUUAUCUUUCAUGUUUGGGUGGGAGACAGAUUUAUCAGGGCUGUGUAUUUGGGCCUUCAUUCCACUGAUUUCAGGUUUUCUUCUUGAAAUGCUUAAUGAGUUUGAGAGUGUUUGAGAAAAUGUGGUACAUUUAUAAUGGAAAGUCAAACCUUCAACUUGAGCAGAAUGAUGUGAUGGGACUCUCCCUCAAACAUGGACGCAGCUCUAAAGCCACUCUCUGUCAAUAUGAUUUGCUGUCACUGCUGCGAUGCUCCUUUAUGAUUGGUUCCGAUGUUUCACAGCUAUGAGAUCAGUGAUUGUUGUGACCUGAGAGGUUGGUGCUCCAUCAGCAUGUGCUCUGUGCUGUUUUUAAUCUAAAAAGAUUAACGGAUGAUGAGUGCUACUGACACGGCUCUCUCCUUCUCGCUGUCUCAGACUCGUGUUUCUUCAGUGCAUCGUGAUGCAGGAGCAGAGGCCGACAGAAAGAAGGUGUUUGUUGAGGCAACACUGGACCUUCAGCAGGAACAGUCCUGGGAUCAGCUACGUUGUUUAUACCGAGGACCAUCCAGGUUGUCCAUCCUUUCAGAACUGUCCCACAGCAACAGCAGUGAGAAGACAGGACUUCUAAUUACAGCUCAAUCGGGAACAGAGAAUUUCCAACUUAAACUCUCUCCUCCACCUCUGUUGGAAGAGUGAAGGGUGGAUUCUUCCUUCAUUUGUUGACACUUGAGUAAAGCGGGACUUGUUAAGGACGAGACAUUCUAUGCACUUCUGAUUUCCUGCAUUUGUCCAGCUAUUUUACAUCAAUGUGGAUUUAAGCUUUCCACUGCUUUGAUAUUGUUAAACUUCUGUGAAACCGUUUCUGUCAAAACAAACUGUGUAAUAUUGAUCACACUUUGGUAAUUUUACUAAAUGUAGCUUUAUUUUAAUCCAUUGUUUAUGUAUCACAGCUGGCUGAAAUAUAACUGUAAAGGAGGCUGAUGUAUUUUGCAGGGGGAGAAUUGAAAUGGAAUGUUUGUUUACAGGCAUUAAAAAGACAUAACA